GUCAAGUCAAUCACAAACAAAUCAGAAGACAUCCUGCCGCACACCAAGUCGUCUUCCUGUUUCUCUACAUCCAAUAUCAAGGAAUAAACUCCACCACAUCAUACCUUUCACCACCUGUUCAGCCAGGUGAUAUUAAAGUGCAUUCAAAUGCCAGGACAAUGAUACUGCCUCCACUUCACCAACUAAGCGCUCAUGAGCACUCCUGCUUCGGCGACAGAGAGGCCUCCGGGUCCUCAUAGACAGAAUGUCGUACUUGUAACACAGAUCGAAGAGUCUAAAAACAAUGACGCAGAGAAACACUCUCCUAAACCCGACUCUUCAAAACCACCCACACAUCAACGUCUUGUUCUCACAGAUCCCAUCGCAUUCAGGUAUUUGGAAGAAGAUCCUGGGGUCACAGUGGUCGAGAGAAACCAGGAACUGCCAGGCUAUGAAAUCUACGUCGUAGAGCAAUGGGCUACUUCUCGCACUCAUCCAACGUUUGUCAUCACCACCUUUACAGGUGAUCCGCAACAUGUCGCUCAAGUUGGUAUCUUGAGCGUCCCCACUGACGAGUCUGGCUGGUCACAGCGUCUACGAGUCUACUUCAAGGCUUUGAACCAAUACCAUGCACGACGGAAAGAAACACCACUCGGUAUACUGAUGAUCACGAAUCUGUCUGGCUUUCCCUCGUCUUUGAAUGUCAUUCCGGUUCCAGACGGUGAUCUCAAAAAGCAUCGCUUCGACUACUUUGUCGCUGAGAACCUCAAGCGCAUGGGUUGCUCUGGACGCGUCGGACUUACUCUUACCGCACCGAAUAGUGCUACCACUGCGAAAUUCCAUCAGCUGUACAAGACAAGCGACAAGAAUCCGAUCCAUACCGCAGUCAUCGAGCUUGUCAAGCUGUGCCAGGCCGCUCUUAACAUAUUUGACAAACUCGACUUUGAUUACGUGGAUGGCUUGCUAUGCGACAUCACCGAAAAGGCAGCCAACGACUGGUGGCUCGACAUCGGUGCCGAGUUCUAUAACAUGGAACCGCACGACGGUAUCCUUGGACCUACUACUGUCGCUGCCAUGCUUGGUCUGUUGAUGGGUGCUCGCAAUCGUCUAAGUGCUGUCGGUGCACCUGUACCGAAAGAUCCGUUCGAUGUCGAAGGCAUGAAGCGUGGAAUAUCACACUUCCAGAAAUCCCAACGACUUGAGCGAACUCGAAGGCUUGAUCGGCAUACCCUGGAUAGACUGCACAGAAUCUCUGCAAAAGCAGCGAGUGCUGAAGGAUGGUCGGUACCACGCGCCGUCAAGUCUACCGUAGCUGAGCUCAGCGGAAAGGGAGGUGAGAUGUUGGCCGAGGUUGUCGGAAGGCGAGACAAGGCAGGUAUCGCUGAUAUCGAGACGUCCUACAUUGAUCGGUUUGAGCAGCUGGUGUACGGUCAGCGCUGUAAAUGGCUAUGGCUGGGAAAACCUCUCAAGAACCAGUCCGUCGAUCUCAAGGAGCAUAGAGCAGAGGAGUAUGACAGACUUUUCGGUCGCAUUGAGCGGAAGCACACGCAAGAGUCCGUUACAACUGCAAGAGGAAUGUCUGAUGAUGUAAUAUCACCUACAUGGCCGUCCAGUAGGGACGGUGAAGGCUCUAUCAAGGAAGAGACACACCUCCAUCGCUCUGUUACGAAAAGGGCGACGGGCUUAUUCAACGAUGGAAGAAGAGGCUUCGGAAAGUUCAAAGAUGCUGUUCGUGGUCAUCAUCCAAAGGGUUCGAAGGAUGAUUCACCCCUCUCGCCUACAGAUUCAUCGGCUCAAGACUUCAAGUCUCCUCAUGCAUUGCACCGCAUAAACUCGACAUCACCACCUGCAAGUCCAAAGGUUCAACAAGAGGCGAAUGGAAAUCUCGAUCAAGUCUUGGAACAACGAGAAUAUCGUCAGAAACUCGAACGUAUCGGGCGCAACGAUGCUCAAUACUCCGACAACCUCUUCAAUAGCCCCCUGAAUACCAAUGACAGCGUGUUCCCUGUAGAGGACCCACAGAGAAAGUCAGAAGACGCGCGAGCAGAACAAAACGGAGACAAAAGCGACAACGAUACCGAUAUCGACAUGUUCGACACAAUCUCCCGCACCAUAAGCGGUGCGCCCUCAAUAUCCAUAGCAGGCUCUGAUUACCACGGCUACGACCUCAAACAAGUGCUUCCUCAGCCCUCUGAUCUAGCUCAAGAUAUCGGACCUCUGCUCCGCAACAUACGCUCCUACAGCGAUUUCGAAACAUUGAACUUCAGCAGUCGCUCAGACAGCUUCUAUCCGCGGCGUCUGAGUUAUAGCAUUGCUGAGAGCAGUAUACUCCCAUCUACCACCCAACUUCUAGCUCCCUCAUCACCUCUACCCCACACAUCUCUAGAAUCACAAUUCGAGCACGAAACAACAAUAUCCUCCGACCUCAAAGCCCUACGCGCAGAAAUAGCAACUCUAGACCGCAAAGAAGGAACCUGGACCCGCCAACAACUCCUCGCCACCCAUGACCUACUCACCCAAGCCGACGAGGAUCAAAGUUACUUGGACAGCAUUUACCGCCCUAGCGCGGCAAACCUACAAGAUUUACGAGAUGCUAGUGAUGCAUUGGUCAUUGAUGAGAGAGAUGCUCUGCAUGAAGGAGCUAAAGAAUUAGAAACUUUGGCAGCGAGAUUGGAGUAUGAAGUUGAGGGUUUGAGGGGCAAGGUUGAGGAUGUAGAGGUUAAUGUUGGGGAUUUCGAGAGGGCUGUGGGUGGGAUUGAGGGGAGGAUUGGUGAGUUGGAGGAUAUGGGGCAUGGGAAGGGGUGUAUUGUUUGUUGAGAUGAGGUUUUUGAUGCGGUUUUGGAGUUGUGAUAGAGAGGUUUGAAUAGAUUUGGUUGAGUGUCUUUGAGUAUCGCCUUCGCUAGCCCAUUGGACACGACAAACUUGAGCGUCAAAUACUCUGCUCCAUUGGGACGUGGUCUGGUGUAUGCUGUAUUCACACGUCUGUGCGAGAACCCCUGUGAUUCUCAACUUGAAU
Molecule: messenger RNA, 2995 nt
Organism: Aureobasidium subglaciale EXF-2481
Lineage: Eukaryota; Fungi; Ascomycota; Dothideomycetes; Dothideales; Saccotheciaceae
Exons: 2
Coding region: 193-2796 (867 amino acids)
Cellular component (GO): Sin3-type complex
Source: RefSeq, a predicted model, not a curated record